Schistocerca piceifrons (Central American locust) is the source of this 2834-nucleotide messenger RNA. RefSeq names its product GAS2-like protein pickled eggs (gene pigs). The record is from RefSeq and is a predicted model, not a curated record. Gene Ontology annotation, cellular component: cytoplasm; actin filament; stress fiber. Gene Ontology annotation, biological process: microtubule bundle formation; actin crosslink formation; regulation of microtubule polymerization or depolymerization. NCBI's taxonomy places the organism in Eukaryota, Metazoa, Arthropoda, Insecta, Orthoptera, Acrididae. The coding region runs from base 210 to 2834 and encodes 874 amino acids. The transcript is spliced from 13 exons. Gene Ontology annotation, molecular function: actin filament binding; cytoskeletal adaptor activity; microtubule binding.
ACUGUGUUGCGGCGCGUUGCGAAUUUCACGUUAUGGCGCUGUCGCGUGCUCUUUGAGGAGAACGUCUCGUUACUUUUAUGUGUAUUUUGCGUUUACUGUAAUGGGAAGUGCUUCGGUUUAAUACUGUCUGUGCGUAAAACAAGAGGAGCGGACGUCGUAGCACCUUUUUGGAAAUAAAAUUGUCAACAAAAUUUGAGCCCGGCCUCGCGAUGGAGGUGACGCCCGUGCUGAGGGACUCCCGGUCCCUGCGGCCCUUCAAGUCCAGCGAGGAGUACCUGUACGCCAUGAAGGAGGACCUCGCCGAGUGGCUGCAGACGCUCUACCCGGAGCUCUGCAUCAGCGUGCACAACUUCAUGGACCGCCUCGACACCGGCGUCGCACUCUGCAAGCACGCCAACAACGUGCGCACGGCGGCCGAGGAGUACAUGGCCCGGCGGCUGGCGCGCCGCUCGGCCAGCAGCGCCAACCUGAUGAGCGCGUCGCUGUCCGCGACCGGCUCCAUAGCGAGGCCCGUCAUCGAGGCGGGGCCCGUCCACUUCCUGCCCGCCGCCCAGCCGGGCACCUUCUUCGCGCGCGACAACGUCUCCAACUUCAUCCGCUGGUGCCGGCACGCGCUCGGCGUCUUCGAGUGCCUGCUCUUCGAGACCGACGACCUCAUCCUGCGCAAGAACGAGCGCAACGUCAUCCUCUGCCUGCUAGACGUCGCGCGCCGCGGCGCCAAGUUCGGCAUGGCGGCGCCGAUGCUGGUGCGCUUCGAGCGCGAGAUCGACCGCGAGAUGGCGGCCGAGCAACGGGCGCUGCAGCGCGCCAGCAGCGUCGCCACCGAGAGCGCCGACAGCGACGACGACGAUGACGACUUCGACGCGCCCGUCGGCCCCGUGCCGCAGAUCGUCACCAACGACCUCAAGAGCCUCGACGAAAUGGUGCGGGACCUGGUGGAGCGAUGUUCGUGUCCCGUGCAGUUCCCAAUGAUACGCGUCUCCGAGGGAAAGUACCGCAUUGGUGACACCAAGGUGCUAAUCUUCGUUAGGGUGCUGCGCAGUCACGUGAUGGUCCGCGUGGGCGGCGGCUGGGACACGCUGUCCCACUACCUGGACAAGCACGACCCCUGCCGCUGCAAGACUGCUCAUCGCUCACCACUCUCGGCGAAACUGAUCCUCAAGCAGACGGGAGCAAUCGAGUUGAACAACGCACUGGUCCACUAUGAAAGGUCGCCGCCGCGCACCCGCCGAUCGUCGGCGUCGAGCGUAGGCAGCGGCGGGCCGCCGAGCGCAGCAGUGCCGACGCCGCCCCCGCCGCCCCCGCAGCCGCAGCCGCUGUCGCCCGGCGGCGGGGGCGGCACGGGCCUGCGCUCGCGCUCGCCCACGCCCCGCCGGUCGCUGGCUGCGCCGCGGCCCGCCGCCGGCCGCUCGCGCUCCAGGUCGCCCACCCCCGGCGGCGCCAAGCCGCACGCGCUCGCCCCUGGAGCUGGAGCUGGGGGCGGCUCCGGGCCGCAGCGCAGCAGGGACGCCAGCCCCGGCAAGCCGCUGCAGCGCAAGGACAGAGACCCCAGCCCCGCGGUGGCGCCGGCGCCGGCUUCCGCCCCCGCCCCCGCCCCCGCCUCCACAGCCGCCGACGCCCACAACGACUCGGGCUCCGAGGUGUCGGACGAGGGCUACCGCAGCCUAGGCACCGUGGCCGCCGCCAGCUCGCCGCCGGCCCAGGGCGUCGACGAUGGCGUCGUCGGGGUCAAGGCGGUCGCCGAAGACUCGGAGGUCGCCGCGGACGAGUGCAAGGACGGCGGCGUCGCGGCCGACGCGCAAGCCUCAGAGCGUCAGGAGCUGAGCCGCCACGCGUCCUCGCCAGACUCGGUGGUGUCCACCUCCGAGGAGGCGGCGACCCCGCGGCAGCAAGACGCCUGCAGCAGCGCCAGCAGCGACAGGGACAGCCGCGACCAGCUGCCGGAGGUGACGCUGUCGCCGCGCCGCAUGGCCUCGCUGCAGGUCAAGCCGCAGUCGCAGUACAGGAGGCCCUCGCAGCAAGAGUCUCCUCAGCAGCAGCAGCAGCCGCAGCAGCAGGCAGCGGCGCCCAUGACGCGCAGCCGGUCGACGUGCGGCGCCGUGGAGUGCGGCUUCAGCGACGCCCCCGCCGAGCUGUUCGCCCCCGCCGCCUCCCGCCGCCAGCAGCAGCAGAGUGGGAGCAAGGGCCGCGCGGCGCCCUCCGCCCACCCCUCCUCCUACAACACGUGGUCCGGCCGGCAGGGCCGCGCCGCGCCCAAGUCUCGACCGCCCCUCACCGACAACACCUUCAGCCGGUCGUCGGUGCAGCGGCGCAGCCUGGGCGCCUACGGCGGCGGCCGCCCGCACCACAGCAACAACAACUACCAGCACGCCAGCGCCCCCUGCAGCCCGCGCAGGCAGCCGCCGCCCGCCGCCGCCGCCGCUGGGGGCGGCAAGGGCUCCCUGCCCGCCUCCCUGUCCGGCUCCCCCACCAAGAUAUCGCCGCUCAUCGAACAGGUGCUGUCGGUGAAGGAGCUGGACAACGACGUGACGGUGCUGAACAAGAUGCGCCAGAUCAUCCGGCAGUACGCCGACCUGGUGGGCGACGCCGCCGACGCGGACGCCGACGCCGGCGCGGCGCGGCCGCCCUCCGAGGAGCUGGACCUGACGUCGGCGUGGGUGCACGGCAACGGCAGCCUCCCGCGCCGCGCCGCCUCCGUGUGCGGGGGCGACCUGGGGGCGGCCGUGGGGCCCAGCCCGCGCAAGGACUCCAAGGGCAGCCGCAUCCCGGCGCCGCUGCCGCUGCAGCUGCCGCUGCCGCUCGUCUCCUACGGCAGCCGCCAGCUCGACAGCUGA